AUGACUGGCCCCUCUUCGGCCUGCUUGCCAGUCUUGCUCCUGGGGCUGCUCUCGCCUUGGCUGGCGGGGCGCUGCAUGCCCGCCUUGGCCCACCACCACCACCCGCACAACGACACCCUGGAGUGGCGCUGGGAGACUCUCUUCUCGCGCUCCAUGGCCAGGCUCCCCGGGGAAAGGAAGGAGCCCAGCCGGGACGGAGACUAUCUGCUGGGCAUCAAGAGGCUGCGACGCCUCUACUGCAACGUCGGCAUCGGGUUUCACAUCCAGAUCUUGCCAGACGGCCGGAUCAACGGGAUUCACAACGAGAAUCGAUACAGUUUGCUUGAAAUCUCUCCAGUGGAAAGAGGAGUUGUAAGUCUCUUUGGAGUAAAAAGUGGACUCUUUGUAGCUAUGAACAGUAAAGGCAAACUCUAUGGAUCUAACCAUUUCAACGAUGAGUGUAAAUUCAAAGAGAUCCUGCUUCCAAACAACUAUAAUGCUUAUGAGUCCCAGAUCUACCCGGGGAUGUACAUAGCCCUAAGCAAAAAUGGAAGAACAAAGAAAGGCAACAAAGUCUCUCCCACCAUGACAGUAACACACUUUCUUCCUAGGAUCUGAGAGCUGUCCCUUCAGACCUACCUCAGGGAAGGGGAAGAAGGCAAGGCCCAGUUGGAGAGCAGGAGGAGGGAUUUACGGUGCACUUUUCUUUGAGAGUUUUAUGCAAGAGUAGAUGUAAGAUAUUUAAAUUAUUUAAGUCUGUAUAUAUUGCCAGAAAGUUAUUUAUAGUUCUGAUUUUUUUUAAUUCCUAAAAAAAGAAAUACCCAGCAUAAAACAAAACCUCCAACCUAAGCUAUUCAUUACACAGUGCAAUGGUAGAUGACUUUUGCAUUGUGGUUUAUUUAACAUUUUUUGCAAGUUAUCACAGGUGUGCUGCU
Messenger RNA from Hemicordylus capensis (graceful crag lizard), 914 nucleotides. RefSeq names its product fibroblast growth factor 4 (gene FGF4). Lineage: Eukaryota; Metazoa; Chordata; Lepidosauria; Squamata; Cordylidae. The transcript has 3 exons. Bases 1 to 597 code for a protein of 198 amino acids. The record is from RefSeq and is a predicted model, not a curated record. Gene Ontology annotation, cellular component: cytoplasm. Gene Ontology annotation, biological process: positive regulation of gene expression; cell differentiation; fibroblast growth factor receptor signaling pathway. Gene Ontology annotation, molecular function: growth factor activity; fibroblast growth factor receptor binding.